GAUAGAGGCUUUAAUAUUGUUGGGUAGAUAAUUAAUUCUACCUCACGUCUUUAUCCAUUUGCCUUGUUUUUUUCAUUCUAAUAUGAUGAGAAGGCAACAGGAUCAACAAUCUAAGGUUUUAGAACAACUUUCUUCUUUGAUUUUAAAUAUUAUACGAUCACCACCGGCGCCGAUUGAGUGUUACGAUGAUUCCUCAAUGUCUCCAUCCUCUUCAGGGAGGAGGAUGGCUGUCGCUGGGUCGAUGCAGCAAAUUACUCCGGCCGGAUUUGCAUCUCUGCUUUUGGGGAUUUCUUUUGCUUUGAUGAUUUGUGGAUCCGUCACUUUCUUUAUUGGCUUUUUAAUGAUGCCAUGGGUGCUUGCUUUGGUUAUGCUCUUUUAUGUUGCUGGAAUUGUUUACAGUUUGACUAUGAUUGGACGAGCUAUUUUCUCUCAUUUAUCUUCUCCCUCCUCACCAAGAAAAGAUUUUCACUACUGGAAACUUUUCUGAAGCAAUUUAAACACUUGAAUGGUGAUUGAUUGUUACUACGUCAUAAGAUGGAAGCUUCCCGGCAAUGUUUAGAGAAUGGAUGCAGGAAUGUCGAUAUUAAUGAAAUGAGGAUAUUGGAAGGUGAUCUUUCGGAGUGGAGCAGGAAAUAACUUGAGGAUGGAUGUAUAUUUUUAGUUAUUACGUAGAGAGAAGGAAGCUCAAAAUUUCUGUGCCUUGAUGUUUUCCUAUCUCAGUACACUGUUCCUUGAGAGAUGUAGAAACAGUAGUUCAUUGUUUCAUCCAUGAAGUAACAUUAUCCUUGUGAAUAUUUCCUCAAUGUAUGAGCGAACACGUUACAUGUCUAUGGGAAAAUAUAGUGAAUGA
Solanum verrucosum is the source of this 850-nucleotide messenger RNA. RefSeq lists its product as uncharacterized. The record is from RefSeq and is a predicted model, not a curated record. The coding region runs from base 83 to 487 and encodes 134 amino acids. Lineage: Eukaryota; Viridiplantae; Streptophyta; Magnoliopsida; Solanales; Solanaceae. The transcript is spliced from 2 exons.